AUGGCCAGGAGUGCAGUUAGCAAUGGUGCUGGUGGCACGCGGGCACUGCCGUAUCGAGGGGCUGCAGCUGCGAGGGCCACAACCUCGUUCUCCACCGGACCCAGGACGUUUGAGUUCUUCGUGGGCACGGUGCUGCAGUACCAGCUGCACAGGGCGGCGUGCCGCGCGGCCGGCAAGUUCGACCCGGAGAACCCGGCCAGGAUACCGCUGCACAAGUGCGACGUCUACCGCAGCCCGGAAGCCGGGGAAGUGCUCAGGCGGCUGAUGCGUCCGGGCUCGUCGGCGCCGUGGCAGGAGGCGCUGCGUCUGGCCACCAACGAGUCGCAGCUGGACGGCUCGGCCGUCAGGGACUACUUCCGGCCGCUGGAGGACUGGCUCACCCAGGAGAACCAGCGCACCGGGGAGUACGUCGGCUGGCUCUACGAUGGUGAUUACUGCAAGCAGAGUAUCGAGACAGCCAACUUGCAGGUUUCUGGUGGCUACUACAAUGCAGCAAUGGUUUGCAGCCCUACUGUAGCUGUGCUGCUCAUCCCUCUCUCGGUUACACUGUUUCUAGUUGCAAGUCGUGUCUAGUCAGAGUGGCUAAAUGUAUGAAUCUCACUGUCAUUACCCAUGGUAGAGAUAAGAGUUGUAUAUAAACAGUAUAAGGCAUGUCAUUCCAAAUAAAAUUCAAUUUUGUUCAUGAA
Schistocerca piceifrons (Central American locust) is the source of this 686-nucleotide messenger RNA. Its product is annotated as angiotensin-converting enzyme-like. Gene Ontology annotation, molecular function: metallopeptidase activity; peptidyl-dipeptidase activity. Lineage: Eukaryota; Metazoa; Arthropoda; Insecta; Orthoptera; Acrididae. Gene Ontology annotation, cellular component: plasma membrane. The record is from RefSeq and is a predicted model, not a curated record. Bases 1 to 573 code for a protein of 190 amino acids. The transcript is spliced from 5 exons. Gene Ontology annotation, biological process: proteolysis.